Puntigrus tetrazona (Sumatra barb) is the source of this 1428-nucleotide messenger RNA. It is a transcript of the gene gpd1b, whose product is annotated as glycerol-3-phosphate dehydrogenase 1b. Gene Ontology annotation, cellular component: cytosol; glycerol-3-phosphate dehydrogenase (FAD) complex. NCBI's taxonomy places the organism in Eukaryota, Metazoa, Chordata, Actinopteri, Cypriniformes, Cyprinidae. Gene Ontology annotation, molecular function: glycerol-3-phosphate dehydrogenase [NAD(P)+] activity; NAD binding; protein homodimerization activity. The record is from RefSeq and is a predicted model, not a curated record. The transcript has 8 exons. The coding region runs from base 115 to 1167 and encodes 350 amino acids. Gene Ontology annotation, biological process: glycerol-3-phosphate catabolic process; carbohydrate metabolic process.
GAGGCGCGUUCACGGUCUAUUUAAAAGCACGCCCACAGGAUUGUCUCCGGUCCGUCAGCGGCUCUCAAACACACCGAGGUCCUACAGCCGGUCCAGCCGGGACAGACGCGCAGUAUGGCGGCCAAGAAAGUCUGCAUUAUCGGCUCUGGCAACUGGGGUUCUGCCAUUGCCAAGAUAGUGGGCGCCAAUGCAGCAAAAUACAGCACGUUUGAUAACACAGUGAACAUGUGGGUGUUUGAGGAGAUGGUCAAUGGACGCAAACUCACUGAAAUCAUCAACAACGAACACGAGAAUAUAAAAUACUUGCCCGGACACAAGCUACCGCCCAACGUGUUAGCGGUACCGGAUCUGUUAGAAGCAGUGAAGGGUGCAGAUAUUCUCAUUUUCGUCAUCCCUCACCAGUUUGUGUCCCGAGUCUGUGACACCAUUAAGGGUCACAUCAAAACGGACGCUGUGGGGAUGUCCCUCAUUAAGGGUGUGGAUGAGGGUCCUGACGGACUGAAACUGAUCUCUGAUGUCAUUAGGGAAAAACUCGGCAUCACCAUGACCGUGCUGAUGGGAGCCAAUCUGGCCAAUGAGGUCGCGGACGAGAAAUUCUGUGAAACUACCAUUGGGUGUAAAAGCAAAGCUCACGGGCCCCUGCUGAAGGAACUGAUGCAAACUCAAAACUUCCGUGUGACGGUGGUGGAAGAGGCUGAUGUUGUUGAGAUCUGUGGGGCGUUAAAGAAUAUUGUGGCAGUGGGCGCCGGUUUCUGCGACGGUCUGGACUUCGGUGACAACACCAAGGCCGCCGUGAUCCGUCUGGGUCUGAUGGAGAUGAUCGCUUUCGCUCGGUUAUUCUGCACGGCCAGUCCGGUUUCUCCCGCCACGUUCCUGGAGAGCUGCGGCGUCGCCGAUCUCAUCACCACCUGCUACGGAGGACGCAACCGCAAAAUCGGAGAAGCGUUCGCUAGAACGGGGAAAACUAUCGAGGAGCUUGAGAAGGAACUGCUGAACGGCCAGAAACUUCAAGGUCCGGCAACCGCAGCAGAAGUUCAUCAGAUCCUCAAACACAAAAACCUGGUGGAAAAGUUCCCCCUGUUUAAUGCCGUUUAUCAGAUCUGUUUCCACGGUCACCCGGUCAAAGAGUUCAUCACCUGCCUACAGAACCAUCCAGAACACAUGUGAACGUCAUUAUGGCUGUUUUAGUUGUUUGUUUUUUGUUCAUUAACACGGUCUAAACGUUGUAAGAAAAUGCUAAAGAUUUUAUUUUGCAUUAAAUGCAUUAUAAAGUCUUGUUUUAAAGUCCUACACUCUCACAAAGUGUUUUUAACAUGUCCUGUUCUGUGACUCUCAGCCAACGAUGCCUUAAAGUGCCUUGAGCCCCCCCAAAAGCAUCGAUUUUAUGGAAAACUAAGUUUUAUAUGCCAUAAAAACAGUUUUUGUUGA